Molecule: messenger RNA, 1089 nt
Organism: Xenopus laevis (African clawed frog)
Lineage: Eukaryota; Metazoa; Chordata; Amphibia; Anura; Pipidae
Gene: mal.S
Product: myelin and lymphocyte protein
Exons: 4
Coding region: 179-658 (159 amino acids)
Source: RefSeq, a predicted model, not a curated record
CAUAUUACAAACUGAGGUGGAGCAAAGCCAACAUCAACAAAAGUUCUUUCAGCAAGGGACACAUCAGAAACCCUAGGAUUUGUCAGGAAGAUCAGAAUCUGUGUUUUGACUCAGCCUUUGAGAAAGAAGAGGGAAAAUAGACAGAUAUAUCUAAAGCACCCCAUUUGCAACAAUUGACAUGGCAGCUACGACCACCAAUGAAGCAGUAUAUGAAGAUACAUCUUCUUUACCAUCGGGUUUCAGAGUUUUGGCAGAAUUUCCUGAUGUGCUGAUGAUACCAGAUUUAAUUUUUGGAGGUCUCGUAUGGAUUCUGGUGGCUUCUUCCAAAGUGCCAUUACCAAUUUUACAAGGAUGGGUCAUGUUCGUCUCCGUAUCCCUUUUUAUCUUCAGUUUUCUUUUCAUGAUGCUGUAUUGUGCUCAUGCACAUGGGGGAAAGUCAUCCUGGACAACAAUUGAUGCAUCCUACCACUGUAUUGCUGCUUUCUUUUACUUGAGUGCCUCUGUUCUGGAAAGCUACUCCACCAUUGCACUGAAUGAUCUACCAUUCUAUCAGCUUUACCAAGAGAAUAUUGCGGCUGUGGUGUUUGCCUAUCUUGCCACCCUAUCCUAUACAGUUCAUGCCAUGUUCUCGCUCAUAAGGUGGAAAGGAUCAUCAUAAUUCUGAAAAACGUUGUUACAAAUCCAUGAGAAAGGUUCUACUUGAAAUAAAAGCUAAACUACAAUAUGAACUGACAGAGACACUAGGGAAAUACCUGUCCCGUGUGUAUGUACCGUGUUAGGAAUAUAUUUGAAUUCCGCACCAGAUGACACAGAUAGUUACACACCCGAGCCCUAAAGUGAACACAAUCCCUAAAGAUAUAUAUAUGCCAAUGUCUCCAUUCAGUUACAGAUGUUUGUGUUUUAUUUGAGUUUUAUAAUGUGUUUUCCUUUUAUGGUUUGAGCAAAUGUAUUUAAUGUAAAUGUGUGUUUACAAUUUGCAGAGUUUGAUUUCAUCUCUUAUUUGAAUUGUAAAUAUGGAGCCAAAAAAAUCAGUCACGUGCCAAUCAAUCUUAGGAAUAAAAUAAAUGUGAUUUUCACUUUUUCACAAGA